This is a messenger RNA of Aureobasidium melanogenum CBS 110374, 732 nucleotides long. RefSeq lists its product as uncharacterized. NCBI's taxonomy places the organism in Eukaryota, Fungi, Ascomycota, Dothideomycetes, Dothideales, Saccotheciaceae. The annotation marks the transcript as partial. The transcript has 2 exons. The record is from RefSeq and is a predicted model, not a curated record.
CUUCCGCUAGCCAAUGGUACGCGACAGGAUUGCGAAUCUUACUUCGAUGGUACGAUCUUUCAGGUCGACGUUUCCUUCUGGGACUCUAUAUGCCAAUUGGCAGCAGUAUCCUUCGACGUCGACCUGAACUCUUUUGGUACUUGGAAUCAGGGACUUAACGUCACGUCGCCGCUUUGUGCAUUUCAGUCCGGAGUUCAAUACUGUGCAAGGCUAUACCUUGGGGAUCCCGUUGAAGCAGACAAUAAUGGGAAGUCUUCGCAAUCGGAUCUCCCUAUCAGAGAUGGUACAUCUGUCAACUGCACCUCCUUUGCAGAUGUGGUGGACGGUGAUACGUGCCAAUCAGUCCUCGACGCAUAUCGCUUGAACAUAGAUCAAUUCUAUAAUUACAAUCCUGCAGUUGGUAAAGACUGUUCGAACCUAUGGACAGGAUAUCAAUAUUGUGUGCAAGAUCCUAGCUACGUGGAUGUCGUUGACGGCGACAGUCUGAGCACUAGCACAAGCAAUACCAGAAGCGGGUCAAGUGCGACAACUCUGCCAUCGAGCACGAUCGCGGGUCCUUCACCUUCGGCGCCGACUCAAACAGGACAACCUUCAGAUUGCACACGAUGGUAUACAGCACAGGCAGGUGAUUCAUGUUCGUCCGUUGCAAAUGAAGCUUUCAUCACACUGGAUCAGUUCUACAGCUGGAACCCGGCUGUCUCCACGGACUGUAGCAGCGGCUUCUGGGGAGGU